AAGAGACGCAGGCAGGCUGCGGUGACCCAGGCGGCCGCCCCUGCUUCAGGGACCCCUUCCCAGAGAGACGGCACCAUGACCCAGGGAAAGCUCUCCGUGGCUAACAAGGCCCCUGGGACUGAAGGGCAGCAGCAGACCAAUGGUGAGAAGAAAGAGGCUCCAGCAGUGCCCUCGGCCCCGCCCUCCUAUGAGGAGGCCACCUCUGGGGAGGGGCUGAAGGCGGGGGCCUUCCCUCCAGCCCCCAUGGCUGUGCCCCUCCAUCCCAGCUGGGCUUAUGUGGACCCCAGUAAGUCUCUCAGCAACUCCAACUAUGAGAGUGGUUUCCCCACGGGAGGCCUCGAGCGUUUUACCACCUUCAGUUGGGAUGACCAGAAAGUUCGUCGAGUCUUCAUCAGAAAGGUCUACACCAUCCUGCUGAUCCAGUUGCUAGUGACUGUAGGUGUCGUGGCUCUCUUUACCUUCUGUGACCCUGUCAAGGACUAUGUCCAGGCCAACCCCGGCUGGUACUGGGCAUCCUAUGCUGUGUUCUUCGUGACAUACCUGACCUUGGCCUGCUGCUCUGGACCCAGGAGGCAUUUCCCCUGGAACCUGAUUCUCCUGACUGUCUUUACCCUGUCCAUGGCCUACCUCACUGGGAUGUUGUCCAGUUACUACAACACCACGUCUGUGUUGCUGUGCCUGGGUAUCACAGCCCUCGUCUGCCUUUCAGUCACCAUCUUCAGCUUCCAGACCAAGUUUGACUUCACCUCCUGCCAGGGUGUGCUGUUCGUGCUGCUCAUGACUCUCUUCUUCAGUGGCCUCAUCCUGGCCAUCCUCCUGCCCUUCCAAUAUGUACCCUGGCUCCACGCAGUCUACGCAGUGUUGGGAGCAGGAGUGUUUACAUUGUUCUUGGCAUUUGACACCCAGUUGCUGAUGGGGAGCCGCCGCCACUCUCUGAGCCCAGAGGAGUAUAUUUUUGGAGCCCUCAACAUUUACCUGGACAUCAUCUAUAUCUUCACCUUCUUCCUGCAGAUAUUUGGCACCAAUCGGGAUUGAGUAGCCCUCCUCACUCCCCACCCACCCCCACCCCGGCUUCCUCCAGAGAAUGCUCCCUUUCUGGUCCUCUGACCCUUCCCAUGCUCUUGCAAGCCCAGAUAUAAAACUAGCUGCCAGCCC
Molecule: messenger RNA, 1155 nt
Organism: Orycteropus afer afer
Lineage: Eukaryota; Metazoa; Chordata; Mammalia; Tubulidentata; Orycteropodidae
Source: RefSeq, a predicted model, not a curated record